This is a messenger RNA of Pedinophyceae sp. YPF-701, 1542 nucleotides long. The record is from the annotation of a GenBank genome assembly. NCBI's taxonomy places the organism in Eukaryota, Viridiplantae, Chlorophyta, Pedinophyceae.
AUGGUCCAGCCAGAGCCCGGGCCUUCGGGCAGCGCUGAUGAUGGGAACGGGGGGGCGGAGAAGUCGGCCGAGGAGCUUCUGGACUACUACAGGGGUCGUGUGGAGGCGUUCGAGCAGGAAAUGAAGGACGUGCUGGACAUGGCGGAGAAGGCGAAGGCCCACAGCAAGGAGAUGUACCGGACGCAGUGGGAAAACAAGCAGCGGUCCGAGGAGAUCUGGGAGCUCCAGAAAGCGCUCAGUGACGCCCACGCGCUGCUCUUCGAGGAGCGGCAGCGCGUGUUGACGCUCCAGGCCGAGAACGACGACCUCCGGAUCCAGGAGGCCGAGGACCGCAAGCGCAUCCAGCACCUCCUCGGCAUGGCGCACCCGGGCGGCCCCGAGCCCGGCGUCACCACGAUGCCGCGUCUGCGCACGGCGGGUCCGGGCGAGCCCGGGCCCGGCCGGGGCCCGCACGGCACCGCGGCGAUGGCGCAGGAGAGCCACAUUGGCACGAUGGCCACGUGGCAGGAGGGCGCGCCGUCGGCGUUCAAGGCGUAUCCUGGGGAGGGCAUCAGCACCGACGCGUUGAUGUUGCACUUGCAGAGCCUGCAGGCGCAGCUGAGCGACCACAAGAGGUUCGCGGCGGAGCGCAUCGCGCAGCUGAUGGAGGACAAGAGCGUCCGCGAGAUGGACUACGAGGCGCACAUGAACAACCUGCGGGCGCAGCUGGAGGAGUCUCUCCGGCGCCAGGGCGGGCUGCAGCACUCCCUGGAUUCUACCCUGGGGGAGUAUUUGACGGCGCGCGCGGGGCUGCGGCGCAAGGAGGCGCAGGCGGCGGAGGAGAAGCAGAGGCUGAGCGAGGCCGUCGAGGCCACGGCGCGCGAGCUCGACGACACGAAGACCCGCGCCAGGAAGGAGCUCGCAGACUUCAAGGCCAAGGCCGACAAGGAGCUCGACGAGUACGCCAAGACGUACCGCAAGCAGCUCAAGGAGAAGGACGCCAUGAUCCGCACCGUCGAGACAAUGCACCGGGCCAUCCGCGCGCAGUACGAAAAGCGGAUCAAGCACCUCGAGGACAAGGUCGCGAAGCUGCAGCGGAAGCUCCGCGAGACGGAGACGCGCCGCGCGCUCGACGUCGAGGGCUUCGGCGCCGCCGUCGGCACGCUGCGGCGACAGCUCUUGACCGUCGGGCGGCGCGUGGCGCACGCGACGCUGGCGGAGAGGAUCGACGACGACGAGCGGCUCGAGCUCGUGCUGGAGCGGCUCGCGGCGAGCGCGCACGGCGACGCGCGCGCCGCGCUCGGCGCGCCCGGGGACGAGGGGAGUGAUGACGAGUCAGGGGGGGGGGAGUUGGACCUCGCGGAGAUGCGCGACGCGCUGCUGGCGCUGGACCGGCGCGUGCGGCAGCGGGAGGAGGAGCUCGCGCAGAAGGAGGACCCGUACGCGGACCUGCUGGCGAAGGAGGAGGGCGAGCGACGGGAGCGGGGGUUCCCAACGGGGGGGGUGUCUGGGAGGGGGGGUAUUCCGGCGCGGGUGCUGCCGCGCGGGGCGUGGCAGCCGUAG